ACCAAUACAUCAUCGGUGGUGAUCUCUCUCUCUCUCUCUCUCUCUCUCUCUCUCUCUCUCUCUCUCUCUAGUCUAGCUUCUACCGUCUCCAUGGGCAACAGAUCGUCUUCCUCAGCUAAGCCUGGCCAGUCUCCGUCCGAGACGGCGUCGAGAUGCCUCACGGAGAGCUUCACGGGGACCCACGAUUUUGAGAUUAUCAACUACUCGCUGCUCGUUGGCAUGGGCGUCGGCAAGUUCGUAAGCUCGAGCACAUUCUGCGUCGGUGGCUACAACUGGAAUAUCAGGCUCUAUCCGGACGGAGUCACGAAAGACCACGCUGGCAAAGGGUCAGUGUUUUUGCACCAUCUCUGCUCACCGGAUUCAAAGGGUGUGAGGACAAAGUUCACAUUAAGCGUUCUGGAGAAACACGGCCAAGUAACCAGGGCUCUAGUCGACCACAUCUUUCCUCGAGCUCAUACUAGUGACGGUUUCGGCUACACCAGAUUCUUCGACAAUUCAAAGCUGAAAUCAAUGCCAGACCUCUACUAUGGCUCAUUGACCAUAAGGUGCGUACUCACCAUCAUAAAAGAAUCUCACACGGAGCUUAAGACGAACCUUGCCGUGGCUCCACCGUCGAAUCUGCAAGAGCAUCUCCGGCACAUGCAUGUGGAUGGAGAUGGUGCAGAUGUGACAUUCAGUGUUCGUGGCCAAUUGUUCAAUGCCCACAGAUGUUUGUUGGCUGCACGGUCCCCGGUUUUCAAGGCAGAACUCUUCGGUCCGAUGAAAGAAAACUCAACUCGGUGCAUCGAGAUUGAUGACAUUGAGCCACAAGUCUUUGAGGCCCUUCUUCACUUUAUAUACACAGAUUGCAUGAUGGAUGGUUAUGAAGAAGGAAAAACUGAAAAUCUACAACACCUACUAGUUGCGGCGGAUCUAUAUGGAGUGGAGAGGUUGAGGGUUAUGUGUGAAGGUAAAUUAUGUGAUAGCAUCGACUUGAAAACAGUCGCGACAACGCUAACUUUAGCGGAGCAACAUAACUGCGGGGUUCUCAAAAAAGCAUGUAUUGAGUUUCUAGCAUCAGGGAAGACACUUGAAGCUGUGAAGAAAACAGAUUCAGAUGUAUUCAAACAUCUCGAGGCAAGCUGUCCUCAUCUCAUGCAGGAGAUUUUAUUCGCAAGGAUGCCUCCCAUGUGAAGUUGAUAAGAUGAUCAUGAGUCUAUAUGAAGUCAAUUUUGUGUAAGAAAAUGCUAGGGAUAUUUCAUGAAUUAGUGUACGCCAUAGACUAUAUAGAAAAAUUGUAUAGGUAGAAGAUUCUUUGAUUUACUUAAAUUUCACCUAGUACUCGUAUUUGUGCUGCUUAUUUUUUGAGUCCUUUUACCAUAAAGUCUCUUUACCAUUUAUCAAUUCAAUGUAGGUCAUUUA
Molecule: messenger RNA, 1401 nt
Organism: Triticum aestivum (bread wheat)
Lineage: Eukaryota; Viridiplantae; Streptophyta; Magnoliopsida; Poales; Poaceae
Product: BTB/POZ and MATH domain-containing protein 1
Exons: 1
Coding region: 91-1173 (360 amino acids)
Biological process (GO): protein ubiquitination
Molecular function (GO): protein binding
Source: RefSeq, a predicted model, not a curated record